Helianthus annuus (common sunflower) is the source of this 771-nucleotide messenger RNA. RefSeq lists its product as uncharacterized. The transcript has a single exon. The record is from RefSeq and is a predicted model, not a curated record. Bases 1 to 771 code for a protein of 256 amino acids. NCBI's taxonomy places the organism in Eukaryota, Viridiplantae, Streptophyta, Magnoliopsida, Asterales, Asteraceae.
AUGGAGAUGCAACGAAUGAACCAACGUGAUGAGGUUCAGAUGCAAAAGGACGAGGUUCGUGACAAAAGCAUCCAAUCGUUGACCACUCAAAUGGGUCAACUUGCGAGUGACGUGGCGAUGUUAAAGAAAGCAAAAGGCCAGCUACCGAGUGAUACGGUGCCAAAUCCCAAGAACAUAAAAAGCAUUAACAUCAAUGUGGUAAGCACCGUUCCAAAUACUAAAUUUAACGAAACACUGCUAACUUCUUCGUGUCAAGUGAAUGCAGGUUUGGAAAAAGAUGCCGAAGUCGAGAAUGAUAAAGAGUAUGGAGUGCCAAUCGUGCCUAUCCGUGUGGGAAAAUUAAAAAUCCCUCACGCAUUGUUGGACUACGGGGCAAGCGUGAUUGUGCUACCAAGCGAUUUAUACGAUAUGUACGACUUUGGUCCACUCGAAGGUAUAGACACCAUGGUGAGCUUAGCGGAUGGAAGUUGGAGGCGUCCACGGGGAAUGGUUAGGAAUAUUAAGAUUCAGUUGGGAGAAUUUGAAUACCCGGUGGAUUUCCUAGUUUUGGACUAUGCUUCUACCAAUAUGGCAUCACAACAAAGGGUAAUUUUAGGUCGACCGUUUCUAUACGCAGCAAAUGCUCAAAUUAAUUGUAGAGACGAGAUUAUUACCAUGACCGAAAAGAACCAUAGGUUGUAUUUUGAUGUUCAAACUGGAGGGAUUAGUUAUGAGUCUAUUGAGAGGAAGGGUGGUGAGUCUAGUGAUUGUGUGAAAUAUGUGUUACAAUGA